AUGGGUUUUCCUAGUUUGUGGUGUAAAUGGGUGGAAAGGGUUCUUUCUUCGGCUAGGUCCUCGGUUUUAGUCAAUGGUUCUCCUACCUUUGAGUUUGGUUGCUCCAAAGGAAUUAGACAAGGAGACCCAUUAUCACCGUUCCUCUUCCUUAUGGUUAUGGAAGCUCUCUCUAGUAUUUUUUACAAAGCGGGGAUGGAGGGGUGGUUUAAAGGUAUUCAAUUACCUAAUAAUGGCCCAAAAAUCUCUCAUCUUUUUUAUGCGGAUGACGCCCUCUUGUUGGGGGAAUGGGACAAGGAAAAUGUGUUGAGUGUUGCGAGAUGUUUGAGGAUCUUUUAUCUAUAUUCGGGUUUAAAAAUUAAUUUGCAUAAAUCUAAUUUAUUCGGGAUGGGGGUGGAAGCUGGCGAGAUUAAUGAUAUGGCUAAGGUGGUGGGUUGUAACAUGGAUAUUAUUCCUCUAACAUACUUGGGGAUUAUGGUGGGGGCUAAUAUGAAUAGAAUUAGUAACUGGGCUCCGAUCAUGGAGGUUUUUGAUAAAAGGUUAUCGGUUUGGAAAGCUAAAGCUAUUUCGAUAGGGGGAGACUUACCCUGA
Helianthus annuus (common sunflower) is the source of this 588-nucleotide messenger RNA. RefSeq lists its product as uncharacterized. The transcript has a single exon. The record is from RefSeq and is a predicted model, not a curated record. The coding region runs from base 1 to 588 and encodes 195 amino acids. Lineage: Eukaryota; Viridiplantae; Streptophyta; Magnoliopsida; Asterales; Asteraceae.